UAAAAUCAUUAUAUUUGAUUGAUCUUUCCGAAAGAGAAAAAAAGGAACCAUCAAUGGAGAAGAAAGUCAAGCAUAAAGAGGAAGCUUUUUUGCAGCACCCGGUUCUGUUCAUCGCUGUUCUGGUUCUCGGUUUCGUUUUGAUGGAUCCUUUUGAGAUUGGACCGGUCGGUGGUAUCGAGUUCAGGCCAGUGAAACAUGACAUUGCACCGUACAAGGAGGUGAUGGGAGGUUGGCCUAGGGACAAUGAAAGCCAGUUGGGAAACGGGAAGCUCGAGUUUGUCGACGAAGUUUUCGGCCCUGAAUCGUUGGAGUUCGACAGCUUCGGUCGUGGCCCUUACACCGGAUUGGCCGACGGUCGCGUUGUUCGGUGGAUGGGCGAGGGUAUUGGAUGGGAGACAUUCGCCAUUGUUACAUCAAACUGGUCAGAGAAGGUAUGUGCCAGAGGUGUGGACUCAACAACAUCAAAGCAAUGGAAACAUGAGAAAUGGUGUGGUCGACCACUCGGACUAAGAUUCAACAAAGACAGUGGAGAUUUGUACAUUGCGGAUGCCUAUUAUGGACUCCUCGUGGUCGGACCGCGAGGCGGACUAGCCACGCCGUUAGCGACUCAUGUGGACGGGAAGCCAAUACUAUUUGCAAACGAUCUAGACAUCCAUAAAAACGGUUCAAUCUUCUUCACAGACACUAGCAGAAAGUACAACAGAGUGUAUCAUUUCUACAUAUUGUUGGAAGGCGAAACGACCGGAAGGAUUCUCCGAUACGAUCCUCCGACAAAAACAACUCAUGUAGUGUUGGAUGGCUUAGCUUUUCCAAAUGGAAUUCAGUUUUCUUUGGGCCAAACCUUCCUGUUAUUCACAGAGACUAGCAAUUGCAGGCUAAUGAAAUACUGGCUUGAAGGUCCAAGAGCUGGGACGAAGGAACUGGUGGCUCAUUUACCUGGUUUCCCGGACAACGUAAGAAUGAACGAAAAUGGUCAAUUCUGGGUAGCCAUAGAUUGUUGCAGAACUCAAGCACAAGAGAUUCUGGUUCACAAUCCAUGGAUGAGGAGCUUAUACUUCAGAUUACCAAUCAAGAUGAAGAUAUUAGCAAGAAUCAUGGGGAUGAAGAUGUUCACCAUGAUCUCGCUCUUUGACGAAAACGGCAGAAUCGUCAAAGUUCUCGAAGAUCGAAAAGGUGUGGUGAUGAAGUUAGUGAGUGAAGUUAGAGAAGUUGAGGGGAAACUUUGGAUUGGAACUGUGGCUCAUAAUCAUAUUGCCACUUUAUCUUACCCUUGAAGAUGUUUGCUCUCAUUUUACCUGCAAUUCCUCUGCAUUUUUUUGUCUAGACUAUAAACUGUGUCUUGUUCAACUAUCUUUCCUUUGAUUAUGAACUUCUUUUCUCUAGUUAAUCAAUGAAUUUGCUAC
Molecule: messenger RNA, 1403 nt
Organism: Hibiscus syriacus
Lineage: Eukaryota; Viridiplantae; Streptophyta; Magnoliopsida; Malvales; Malvaceae
Product: protein STRICTOSIDINE SYNTHASE-LIKE 13-like
Exons: 4
Coding region: 54-1274 (406 amino acids)
Biological process (GO): biosynthetic process
Molecular function (GO): strictosidine synthase activity
Source: RefSeq, a predicted model, not a curated record